AUGACUGAUAAAGACAUAAAAAUUAAAUCACUUGAGUCUGAAUUAGAUAAUCGAUAACAAUAAAUCAUUGUACUCCAAACUGAUAUUGUUAAUCUACAAUAGAGAAUUGAUCAAAAUGCAGAUGUGAUUUUCUUAAAUAAUGUAGGUUGUUGAAUUAUCAGAAAAAAUUAAAAUGCUGGAAACUUAAAAUGUUAAACUUAUCGAGAAAAAUUAGAGUGAUGUGGUUGAUUGGAAAACAAGAGAACAUGAAUUCAAAGUAAAUUUGCAACCAUCUUGUAAUAGCAAUAACUAAAAUUGAUGUAAGAUGAGCUUUCCUCUGUCAAGUCUCAAUUAGAUCAAGCUAAUGAGUUACUAAGGAAUUCUUAACCUGAAGAAAGUAGAGUUGAAGGAUUAUAAUAAACCAUUCGUGAUUUAUAAUCAGAUCAUAAUGACUUAAGAUCUAUAAACGAUAAGUUACUUUAAAAUGUCAAUCAGAUGUCAAUAUAGAAUGAAAACUUAAAAAGAGAACUCCAAGAUUCAGAAGAUCAGAAAAAAUAAUUGUAACUUCAAAUUUAAGAUUUAAAUAACAAACACUAAUUUGAGUUAGAACAAUUAAGAGAUCUACUUAAAAAUCAAUAAAAUCAUUAAUAAUAAAAAGACACAUUGAAUUAAUAAUAGCUAGAAAAUCUUAAGAAAUUAUAAUUAGAGCUAUAAAACAAGUUAAAUGAAAAUGAUGAAGAAUUUAAUUAACUAAAAUAAUAGAGAGAUAAUUUAUUACUUGAAAAUAAUAAUCUUAAAUUAUUGAAUGAAAAAGAAAUUUAAGAAAUAUCACUUCUUACAUAAUAAAUCAAAUCAUAAAAUUAACAAAUUUAAACUAAAGAUAAAUUAAUUUAAGAAUUGGAAAAUAAAGUGAAUAAUGAACAUAAUUUAAUAGCUAAACAAUAAUAAAAUGUUAUUAAUUUAGAAGAGAAAUUAAAAGAAUAAUCUAUAUAAUUUGAGAAAUCUUUGAAAGAUAAAGAUAAUUAAAUUUUGGAGAUUAAAAAAACAUAUGAAAUUAAGAUAGGAUAAAUUGAAAAGUAAGAAUAAUAUUUAUUUAGGGAUUAUGCAAUUAUUUUGAAUUAAUUAUAAGAAACAAAUGAUUAGAAUAAGGAAUUAUUAAGAUAAAUAAGGUUAUUAGAGAUCUAAUGUAAGGAGGCAACCAAUAAAUAAGUAGAGAAAGAUAAAAAGUUAAUAGAUGCAUUAGAACGCAUGAAAAAAAUAGAUUUAGAGGUAUAGAGUGCUACUCUCUACUAUAGUUAAAAGCGUUGAUGAAAUCAAAUUCAGUGAGUAGAGAGUAAAUCAUUUAUUUAGAAAGUGAAUUGAGUAGAGUUAAAGAAUAGAAUCGAUUAUUAUAGAGAGAGAAGGCAGAAAUAAAAGAAAAAUUAGAUUUUUUGAUUGCUUAAUAAAAUCGAAAAGGUAAAGUAAGUGAAAUAGAAGGAUUAAGGAAACAAGUAAAUGAAUUAUAAACUGAACUUGAGUUAAUAAAAGAUUCUUACAAGACUGCUUAGACUUAACUUAAAUCAACAACUGAAUAUAUAUCCUACUGUAAGGGUAGAGUCAAGAAAUUAGAUUUUGAAAAUUAAACAUUAAUUGAAUCUAAAUUAAGAUUGGAAUCAUUAUUUUAAGAAUUAUUGGAAUCUACAAAAACAAAGAAAAGUGUAUAUAGAAAUUAAUCUGAAGUGUCAAUAAAAUCUUAAUAGUCUAAAUUGAUUUAUGAAAAUAGUUCAUCAAUAUUUGAUCCUACUUCUGAAAGAUUAACUGCUAAGACUAGUACAAACUAAGUUAAUAAAUCUGGGGAUGUAAGAUCAUUAUUUAAACGUCCAAUUUAAGUAUUAAAAAUCAGAUCCAUUCCAAAAUAGAAAUCUUAGCAUGAUAUAAAGAAGAGUGAAGAUGGAAAUGAAUUAAAUAAAAGUUAAUAGGAUAAUAAUAAUAAUAAUAGUAAUUAAGUUGAAGAAAGCAUUUUAAAAGAUGAAUCACAAUAAAUUAAUCCUAAAAAUGAUUCAGAAAUUGAAACAUUAUGA
Messenger RNA from Paramecium sonneborni, 2039 nucleotides. The record is from the annotation of a GenBank genome assembly. NCBI's taxonomy places the organism in Eukaryota, Ciliophora, Oligohymenophorea, Peniculida, Parameciidae.